Lentinula edodes (shiitake mushroom) is the source of this 732-nucleotide messenger RNA. RefSeq lists its product as uncharacterized. Bases 1 to 732 code for a protein of 243 amino acids. The transcript has 2 exons. The record is from RefSeq and is a predicted model, not a curated record. NCBI's taxonomy places the organism in Eukaryota, Fungi, Basidiomycota, Agaricomycetes, Agaricales, Omphalotaceae.
AUGGAAAUUGCACGACGUAAUUGGGGUCCUCAAACUGCAGACCUUUUGCAGAACUUGAUCAAAGGCGGAUUUUCCUUCAAUACAUUAUCAGCUUAUUUCCCACCUACCGGUUACAUUUCACCACCUCAGCGCAAGUCAGUUCUUUUGGGACGUCGUCCCUGCGGGUUCUCACCAGGCUUGGAGGAGUAUUGCUCAUAUGAACACAGACGAGACAUUUUCCUGCGUUCAGUGAGAGGUCGCGCAGCAAUUUUAUCCGGUGGUAUAAUUGCUCGUCUGGCUCGUGAGGUUGUCAAUGUGAACGAUGUUCUGGAUGGACCUACCGAACGUGCACUACAUGGGCAAAAUGCUCUUUGUGUUUGGGACCCUAGACAAAAAGCUGCUUUUUGGGAUGACGAGUUGACUGAGGAUGAAAUAGACCUUAUUUGCGGAACCUAUGAAAUUGCUACAGGAAUCGUGAGCAAGGACGGAGAACCUCAAUAUGCUAUCAAAUCAUGGUGGCCCCGACCGAUAUCAUGGAAAUUUUGCGGACUCAAUGUUGGAUACUGGUCUAGUGAUGCAGAGCAUUGGUUUCAAUCUCGUCUGAAAGGCAUUCUCGAAAGACCUGGAUCGAUCAAAAUUCUAUCCAAUAAUCAAUGGCGAUCGACAUUGAAGUUCAAUAAGGAUGCCCCCAGACUCUCGCAAAAGAAUGACCUCCUGGCAGCUGAAUAUCUACGUUCAUUCUUAAAGUUCUAG